AUGGCGUCUCUCCGCUCUCUCCUCCGUCCUCUACAACACGUCCGGUCUCUCUCGACCGCUUCCUCAGCUGCUACCUCGAGCUCACCUUCACCGCGACAUCUCCUGUCCAUCUCGAACCUGUCACCGACGGAGCUGGCAACCCUAGUCAACAAUGCCAUAGCACACAAAAACUCCAAACUACCCACAACAUGGCCGCUCCGAAACGGCCUCUCGAACAAAACGAUAGCGCUGAUCUUCUCAAAGCGAUCGACGCGGACACGAGUAUCGACUGAAGGCGCGGUUGUCGCGAUGGGCGGACACCCGAUGUUUCUCGGGAAAGACGACAUCCAACUAGGAGUCAACGAGUCGCUAUACGACACGUCCGUAGUGAUCUCGAGUAUGGUGUCCGGGAUCGUUGCGCGAGUCGGGCCGCACUCGGACAUUGCCAAUCUGGCCAAAGACUCGUCUGUGCCGGUGAUCAAUGCCCUCUGCGACACCUACCAUCCCAUGCAAACCAUCGCGGACUUUGCGACGUUGACGCAAACGUUCUCCACGCCCGCGGAAAAGCUGAAGGGCCUGAAGAUCGCGUGGGUGGGCGACGCCAACAAUGUCUUGUUCGACAUGUGCAUUGGCGCCAGGAAGUUGGGGGUUGAUAUGGCAGUGGCCACCCCAUCGGGAUACGGCAUUCCCGACAAAAUCAAGCAAGAAAUCGAUGCUGCAGGUCCAGGAACGCUGUUAGAAACAAAUACUCCGGAAGAAGCCGUCAAGGGAGCAAACAUCAUCGUGACGGAUACGUGGAUCUCCAUGGGCCAGGAAGAGGAGAAGGCAAAACGAUUGCAGGCCUUCAGUGGAUACCAGGUGACAGAGGAUCUGGCUCGACGGGGUGGCGCCGCUGAGGAUUGGCGCUUCAUGCAUUGUCUGCCUCGACACCCCGAAGAAGUCAGUGACGAGGUAUUCUAUGGAAAGAGGUCGUUGGUUUUCCCGGAGGCUGAGAACCGGUUAUGGUCGGCCAUUGCCACUCUCGAGGCGUUCGUCGUCAACAAAGGAGAAGUCAAAAAGACCGAGCAAUGA
Capronia coronata CBS 617.96 is the source of this 1050-nucleotide messenger RNA. Its product is annotated as ornithine carbamoyltransferase, mitochondrial. The transcript has a single exon. Gene Ontology annotation, molecular function: amino acid binding; ornithine carbamoyltransferase activity. Lineage: Eukaryota; Fungi; Ascomycota; Eurotiomycetes; Chaetothyriales; Herpotrichiellaceae. Gene Ontology annotation, cellular component: mitochondrion. The record is from RefSeq and is a predicted model, not a curated record. Gene Ontology annotation, biological process: L-citrulline biosynthetic process. Bases 1 to 1050 code for a protein of 349 amino acids.